Messenger RNA from Penicillium argentinense, 1269 nucleotides. It is a transcript of the gene rmt2, whose product is annotated as protein-arginine N5-methyltransferase. NCBI's taxonomy places the organism in Eukaryota, Fungi, Ascomycota, Eurotiomycetes, Eurotiales, Aspergillaceae. The record is from RefSeq and is a predicted model, not a curated record. Bases 1 to 1269 code for a protein of 422 amino acids. Gene Ontology annotation, molecular function: protein arginine N5-methyltransferase activity. Gene Ontology annotation, biological process: peptidyl-arginine methylation. Gene Ontology annotation, cellular component: nucleus; cytoplasm. The transcript has a single exon.
AUGGCCGAAGCAGAACCCAAGAUCAGCUUCCAACAGAUCGACGUCGACCUCGACGUACAAGAGAUCCUCCUCGCCGCCUCACAACACGACCUCGCGAAGCUGCGCCGUCUCGUCCGCACCCAAUCGUCCCUCCCAGACGCAGCGAACGUCAAGGACCCUGAAACCGGAUACUCACCCCUCCACUCCGCAAUCGCAGCCUGCGAGCCCGAGACCGAAGAACAAGCCAAAGGCGAUGCCUCUAAGAUUGAUGCGGAGACUCUAAAAUCUGGCGUGGAGACCGUCAAGCUCCUCCUGCAGGAGGGCGCGAUCUGGAACGACCUCGAUAACAACAAUGAGACACCGGGCUGUCUUGCGCGCCGAAUUGGCGCCCUGGAGCUCUACGAUCUUAUCGUGGACGCGGGUGUGCGGGCUGAAAUGCUUCUAAACCGAUUGGACGGGUACGAAGAGCUCUCCGACGACGAAGACGAUAUCAAAGAGAGCGGGGAGAAGGCCGAAGGUGCAGAAGCCGAGACUGAAACCGAGGCGCCGGAGCUGGUGGAUGUGACGGCCGAGCAGGCCGCGACUAUCAUCGCCAAUGCGAAUGCCGAGGCCGAAACUGUUGCCAACCCCGACGUGACGAAUGUGAAGUACCUCGACUCAAACCUGAAUAUCCAGAAAGACCGCAUUCUCGACUCCGACCAGAACGGCGUCAUGAUGCAGUGGGAGAGCGAUAUCAUGAAGAAAUCUGCCGUGGCGCUGCUCCCGCGCCCCGGUCUGAAGGUUCUUAAUAUUGGACAUGGAAUGGGGAUUGUGGAUGGGUUUUUUCAGGAACAGAGUCCUGCCGAGCAUCAUAUUAUCGAGGCGCAUGCGGAUGUUGCGGCUGAGAUGAAGAAGCGCGGUUGGGAUAAGAAGCCUGGUGUGGUGAUUCAUGAGGGCCGGUGGCAGGAUAUUUUGCCUGGGCUUGUGGGCGAGGGCGUCACUUUUGAUGCGAUCUAUUAUGAUACCUUUGCUGAGUCGUAUGCGGAUUUCCGCGAAUUCUUUUCCGAGCAGGUUAUUGGUUUGUUGGAGCAGGAAGGAAAGUGGGGAUUCUUUAAUGGGAUGGGGGCUGAUCGGCAGAUCUCCUAUGAUGUUUAUCAGAAGGUGGCCGAGAUGGACCUGUUCGAGGCUGGAUUUGAUGUUGAGUGGGAAGAUAUCCCUGUGCCCAAGUUGGAGGGUGAGUGGGAGGGAGUGAGAAGGGCCUACUGGGUGGUAGAAAACUACCGUCUGCCGCUGUGCCGGUUCAUGGAAUGA